CCCCAAUGCGACUACAGAGGCCAGUAUGGUGGAGGUCCCCCCACCCUCGUCCACUCGCAGAUUAACCUUUCCAGGCCUGGUUAUGUGACCGGCUGCAGAAGUUGGACAGGAAGGACUCGGGAGACCCGUGGACGCUUUCGGUCGGAAUGGCUUCGACCCCCUCGGCCUCUGCCCUGUCUGCUGUCCUCCGCUGUCGGGGGAAUAUCUGGGCCAGGAACCCGCCGACCAAGCGGCCUUCCAGCGCCGUGUACAGCCUCGGACUGGGCGGCACGGCGCAGCGCGACCCGUCGGCUGAGCGCACCGGAUCCAACCAGGCGUCUGCGUGGACGUUGUCCCCCCACAGAGAGCGCGUGGCGUCAAUUCAAAGACUCGCUGUGGCUUGUCGAUGGGAUAGAGUGGGCGAUGACAUGUCCAGAGAAGAAGAUUACAGGAAAAAUAAUAAAUUACGUCACCCCAAACUUUGCCCAUCCGCGUGGAACCCGACACCCCACCCAGCGCCCCCUAUCCAAAACAGGCUGGCGCGCGGACUAAAAUCUGCUCUGCUCGGAAGAGAUAAGUGUUCCAAAAUAAUUCACAUGAUAGAAUACAAAAGCCAGGCCGCGCACAUCUGUGAGAUGAUCUCCAUUCUGGCCGCGGAGAAGCUCCCACCCGGAGUCCUGAAGCUGUCCGUGACAUCUCCGCGUCUGACGGAACACUCAGGCCAAAACCCGACCGGCUGGUCCAAGCUGAAGAACUCCUGCUUAGCUUUGACCUAUCUGGUGUCCAAAGUCCUAUUUCUGAAACUUUGUAGACCCAGCAGCAGCAGCACUGAUGAUGCGCAACAUCUGCCGCAUCUGCUGCGCCAGCAGGAGGACGUCAGACAAAUGGACAAGUGCACAUGUCCUCGCAGGACAACCGCAGCUCUGGACAGGAGGUGACUCAGGACAGACUCGACUGACCCUCCAAGGACUGGGCGCCAAAAACCCACGCAGAUCUCACAGCGUUUAUUGGCUUUCACGCAGUAUCCGGACUUUAACCUGGUGGUACAUCAGCCUGUUGCUGUCAGACAUUUCCCCCCAUUUCAGGCUAAAAUGAAUGAAGAGCAAUAAGAAGAAAUAAAAACAUGGUUGUUUCUAACACUUCAGUUCUUUCCCUCAAAGUUUCUACUAAAGACAUUUAAAACCCAAACAAUUUCAAAUCAACCGAAUGCUGUAAUUAGAUGGAUAAAUAAAAGAAUGUGUACUUAUUUUUCCACUUUGCACCUUGUCUCUCUGUCCAGAUGAACAACAAACAGAUUCAGGAAGGAUCCGUCAGAUUGCUGAUGGUCAGACAUCAGUUCAGCAUGUCCAUUAAUGCAGUGACUUCUCAGCUGGUUACUGGUUAAUUUGGUAGAAUACAUUUAAAAAAAAAUUGACAGCGCAACCACGAAUCCAAACAAGUUGUGUAAAAUGCAAAUAAAAACAAA
This is a messenger RNA of Melanotaenia boesemani (Boeseman's rainbowfish), 1444 nucleotides long. RefSeq lists its product as uncharacterized. Lineage: Eukaryota; Metazoa; Chordata; Actinopteri; Atheriniformes; Melanotaeniidae. The coding region runs from base 147 to 917 and encodes 256 amino acids. The transcript is spliced from 2 exons. The record is from RefSeq and is a predicted model, not a curated record.